Messenger RNA from Didymodactylos carnosus, 1965 nucleotides. The record is from the annotation of a GenBank genome assembly. Lineage: Eukaryota; Metazoa; Rotifera; Eurotatoria; Philodinida; Philodinidae.
AUGUCAACUCGCGUCGUUCCACUCUACCACUCGGCCUAUGCUACUCUUCAGAAAGAUAUUCUCCAACCAUUAAUCAAUGUCGAUACCAGUAAACUCGGAAAGAACACCACAGCUGUCGUUCUCUUCUACAAUCGUACUGUCUGUGCUGCUCUACAAAUGUCACAGGCGCUUGAACGCGCCGUUAACAUUAGUCACGACAUUGUCGAUGAAGCUGCUCAAAGUGUACUUGAUAUUGUAAUGGCCGUCGCACGACAGCGAGAAGAAAUUCAAGAUCUAAAGGAAAAGGAAAACGUAACACAAAUACAACUCGUCCAGAAGCAGGAACAAGCCGCUGUGGCUGAGAAGGCCGUACAGGAGGAGGAGGCGAAGGGAUCACGAUGUAGAGAGCUGGAAGAGUUCGAGGCUCGUCGCGAGAAGUAUCGGAAUGAAUUGCUGACUCAACAGAAUGACAAAGUCGCGCUCGAUCGACAGCUGACGCAGUAUGCCGCAGAACUCGACACUAUGAGCUUGACAUUGACCGACGUCGAGCAGCAGGGGAACUUCACAAUCAUCAUCAGUAAACUGAUGAAAGACGUGGCUCACCACCUUGGCUCUGUCUACACUCCUACUUCUAUUCUUGGCAACAAUCUAACAGUAGUUCUCGAGUUUGAGCCGUGGCUUGAGCCACUGAACGAUGUGUACCAGGCCAUGUUAAAUAACAACAUAACGAAGGAGCUAGAAGGUGGAAUGGUCAACAAGACUGUUUUACAGCAAAUACAGCUGAGCAUGGAAAAUAUCAUGGAGAUCCUACCACGGAUACCAAUGAAUACGAUCGGAAACACUCAUUGUUUACUUGAAGAGUUUGUCAAUCCAUAUCCGGAAGAGCUUGACCAAUCUAUCAAUACAACCGAGUUAACGGCUGUGACUGAAGAAGAUGGCGGGAAAGUGACUGCAGCAGCUGGAAAUAUUAUUACAGUGGAAAACUCAACUGAUCUGGUAAUUAGAGAAGAUAGUAAUGCAACUACCACCUCUACCACCGCAACAAUCGGCCAUCUUGACGGCAGAGGCUUCGCAGUUUUGAACUUUCUGUAUCUUGGCGAUGAGCUCGACGUUCUUACUUCAUCGAAGAAAUCCGCCGCCGGCCUCAUUCGGACAGCAACUAACGCUAACAUUCGGAAUAUUCGUAUGGAGAACUGUCAGAUCACGUCCGGCAACUCUCGGAUCGGAUGUUUAGUGGGUAGUGCUGUGAGUACGCUCUUCCACAGAGUCGGCGUUCUCAAGGGUAGUCAGGUCACCUGCACAGGUGAUGCUAUACUGAAUGCUGCUUGGGCCUGCGGAGGCCUGGUCGGAGGUGUUACCACUAGCGCUACGCUUAGCGAAUGUUUCUCACAAGCGGAAGUGGAUGGAGGUCGCGUUUACCUGACCGGUGGUCUCGUCGGCGGGCAGCCCGGCGGAAAACACACUGCUGCUGAUUUUGUCAUCGAAAACAGCUACUCCGCCGGAAGUGUGAGCGGUUAUCGGUACGUUGGUGGUCUCACUGGCGGAACCACAGGUGGUUCGAACUCGAACUACUAUGCAUCUCUCUAUACGAAUACAUCAGGUCAUCCGAAAGCGUCUGCAACACCAGUGGCUGUACUUGAAACAAUACCCGUGACUUCAGCUAUCAUUGUGCAAGAGUUAACGUUGCAGACGUUUGGGGCAUCAUCUAUACCUUCGGUUUCUUCAGCAUCGCCUCAGCCAGACAAUCAUUCUUCGAUCAUAACUUCAUUCGAAAGGGUUACAACGACGACAGCAACUCCUUUAGUUCACCCAGUUGCCAUAGAGCAGGUGGUCAGUGACGUUAAUGCUUCAGUUUUUUCACGUUCGCCUCCGUCGGACGAUCACUCUUCAAUCACAUCUUCAUUGGGCACGGCUACAACGACGACAGCAACUUCUUUAUCGUAUACAACUGUCCAGAGCACGUCGUCACCGACGUCAUUGCUUUAA